Molecule: messenger RNA, 2727 nt
Organism: Rhagoletis pomonella (apple maggot)
Lineage: Eukaryota; Metazoa; Arthropoda; Insecta; Diptera; Tephritidae
Product: P protein-like
Exons: 11
Coding region: 79-2343 (754 amino acids)
Biological process (GO): transmembrane transport
Cellular component (GO): membrane
Source: RefSeq, a predicted model, not a curated record
GUUACAGAAGGUGCCUUACAAGUAUGGCGUGCGUUGCCCGAGCGUAUACGUCAGGAUCCGAGCUUAGCAUCGUUUCGCAUGGAACAUGAGCGUCUACAUGGCGACUUAGACCCCUUGCCUUCGCCGGAUAUGCCUGAACACUAUGUUAAGGCGUCGAAUGCUUUUACCAAGGUGGGCAUCAAUGUGACCAAUGAGCUGGGACAAGUGCGCAUACUGGAAGUUAGGGACAUGGAAAAUAAUGCCGACGAUCAUCAUGACGAGCACGAUGAACCACAUUCGCGUAGGAGGAAAAUCCUGAAGUGGUUUAAAAUUUCUGUGCUGUUGGUAGUUUGGGCUGUGUUUACUGCAUUCCUAAUGUCGACUACCGAACAUGUCGACGAACUCAGACUGAUUAGUGUUCCUAGGAGCGGUGAAGAGAAAUUAUUCUCCGUAACGACCGCCACGCUAUCGCGUCUUGGCCUGAAGUUAAAGGGACCUUUCCGUCAGCAAGAAUCCUCCGAUUCGGUUGGCAAAAACAAGAGUGCCUACUCAGCCGCACCAGCGCUGCAUGCGCAGAUACAACGAAAAUACUACAAUGCCAGCGGUGAUGAAAUCUACGUGGAAGAUGCAUCUACGGUUUGGAAAUUAUCAAUGGUCUAUCCAGAGGAAUUGGAUACCGUUAAGGAAUCGUGGAAGGCCAACAAUUAUGGCAUAACGCCAGCCGCCGAAGAACUGCUGCUGCAAGCCAACUACACACAGUUGAAUUUGCGCUUCAUCGCCAACAUCGAUAAGGAAUUCCCACUGCAGCUGUGUAUAGAUGAGUCGCCCAUCUACAAAAAGGAGGGUGUCAUCUAUGCAGCGAUCGUCUUGUGUGGCUUGUAUAUAAUGAUAAUUUGGGAAAUUGUUAAUCGUACCUUCGCGGCAAUGAUUGCCUCAACGCUGUCAGUUGGUAUACUGGCGGCGCUCAAUUCACGUCCCUCCAUGGCGACGAUAAUGGGUUGGAUCGAUGUGGAAACGCUGCUGCUGCUCUUUGGCAUGAUGAUAUUGGUGGCUAUACUCUCGGAGACUGGCAUCUUCGACUAUUUGGCUGUGUAUGCUUAUAAGAUUACGAACGGACAUAUUUGGCCGCUUAUCAAUUGCCUGUGUCUUUUUACGGCGGUACUCUCCUCUUUUCUGGACAAUGUGACGACGGUGUUGCUGAUGACACCAGUCACUAUACGCCUCUGUGAGGUGAUGUCGCUGAAUCCGGUGCCUAUUCUGAUGUGCAUGGUGAUCUAUUCGAAUAUCGGUGGUGCGCUGACGCCCGUAGGUGAUCCGCCGAAUGUGAUAAUUGCUUCGAAUAAUUUCAUUGCAAGAAAUGGUGUCAAUUUUGCCAUUUUCACGCUGCAUAUGCUGCCCGGUGUGAUAUUGGUGAUGAUACAGACCUAUGUGCAGUUACGUUUUAAGUUCCGCAAUACAAACGAUUUACAAUUCAAAGACUCGCCCGAGGUGGAGGAGCUGCGUCACGAGAUUCACGUGUGGAAGCGCGCAGCUCAAAGUCUUUCGGCCUAUUCGAAGGACGAGGAAAUUGUACGUCAAACGCUGAUGAAAAAGGUGAAUCGCUUGAAGCAUAGCUUGAAGAAACGUGUCUCGGAGGCUGGCGAACCGGCGCCCAACUACAAACAAACACUGACGCAGCUGCAGGCGAAGUAUCCCAUUCGCAACAAGUCGCUGCUCAUCAAAUGCUCAUUCGCUCUCGUCUUCGUGAUAAGCUUGUUUUUCCUGCACUCAGUGCCCGAAUUACAACGCCUCUCGUUGGGUUGGACUGCUCUCUUGGGUGCCAUAUUUCUGCUCAUCUUAGCCGAUGUUGAGGAUAUGGAAGCAAUAUUGGCGCGUGUCGAGUGGUCUACGUUGCUUUUCUUCGCCGCUCUAUUCAUACUUAUGGAAGCUCUAUCCGAAUUAGGUCUCAUAGAAUGGAUUGGCCAAAUGACAGAAAGCAUUAUUUUGGGCGUGAGCGAAGGUUCUCGCCUAAUGGUGGCGGUUUUAAUUAUACUUUGGGUUUCAGCCAUAACCUCUGCAUUUGUUGACAAUAUUCCACUAACAACGAUGAUGGUGAAAAUCACAAUUUCUUUGGCCGAAAAUUCUGCGUUGAAUUUGCCACUGCAACCACUUGUUUGGGCUCUGGCCUUAGGUGCUUGUUUGGGUGGCAAUGGCACGCUAAUCGGCGCCUCAGCGAAUGUCGUUUGCGCAGGUGUAGCCGAACAGCAUGGCUACAAAUUCACUUUUCUCGAAUUUUUCAAGGUCGGCUUUCCAGUUAUGAUUGGCAGCAUUAUUGUCUCCACUGGAUACCUACUUUUCACGCAUUGCCUAUUCGCCUGGCACUGAUCGACACCGCUUGCCUGAAUUGGCAAUUAAUUGCAGUGAGAAUACAAAUACAUACCUCGAAUAAGAAAAGCAUUGCAGGAAUUACAACGUCAAGCGAAAAGAAUAAAAAUCGAGCUUUUAGCAACAAUCACACUAUUAGGUUUUGUGUCAACGCCGUUAUUUGUAUGUACAUAUAUAUAAGAGAUAUGUAUGUAGUACACAUCACCACUAGGAUACGCAUAUAAAACAUCCUUAUGAGUAAAUCAAUUGAAACAAAUUUUUUAUUAGAAAUAUUUAAUCUUUGUAUUCUAAAAAUUAACUUAGUGUGAGAAAAAGAUUUUCUUAUUGCUGCAAAGCGUCAAGAAAAUUUAUUUUAAAACUUUUAGGGAAAAUUAUUAAAAAAAA